This is a messenger RNA of Orbicella faveolata, 2285 nucleotides long. RefSeq names its product rap1 GTPase-GDP dissociation stimulator 1-like. Lineage: Eukaryota; Metazoa; Cnidaria; Anthozoa; Scleractinia; Merulinidae. Gene Ontology annotation, biological process: positive regulation of GTPase activity. The record is from RefSeq and is a predicted model, not a curated record. Gene Ontology annotation, molecular function: guanyl-nucleotide exchange factor activity; protein binding.
GUCUCCACUGUCAUUGCCUAGAGGAACCUUCUGGCAAAGUGUUGCCAUGCUUCCAUCCGUUUUGGGGUGAGCUAGCACUGUAGUUAGCUCAUAUUCAAGCAGUGAUGUUUAAGAAUUGUGUAGAAGAAAGAUAGACCAAAUAGUCCAAAUAAUGAAUCGUGUGAGUGAACUAUUCGAGAAGCUCAAAAUCAAUGCUGAAGAGACGAAAGGCCUUGACGUGGGAGCGGUUGAAGCCAUUAUCAACGCUCUUCAAGAAAACAAUGAGCAGUUUGAUGAAGCAACAAUUAAAAGCAUUCUCGAGGCUGUUGUAGCGUUGUUGGAAAUAGAUGUGCCAGAAAGCAAAGCAAAGGUGUUGAUGCUAAUUGCCGAGAUUGCAAAAUCAGAGGAGACAAGAGUUCCCUGUGUGAAGGCUGGACUUAUAUCAGCCAUCUUAUCUAAUCUUGAAAGUGAUGACCCGAACGUUGUUCUACAGGCUCUGAGAGCUAUUGGAAAUAUCAGUUUUGAUAAUGAACUUGCAAAGUCUACUUUGCUGGAAAACCAAGGAGCUGAGAAAAUUGUGAAGAAGCUAGAAGUUCUUGAAAAAAGUUUUAAUGAAAAUAGUGACAACAAACUGGAGUUGGCUGCAUGUGGUUCCAUGCUGAAUGUUGCAAGUGAUGAUGAGAAGGGAAAAGCAAGUUUUAGUGAGAGUGAUGGUGUGACCAUUUUGAUGAAAGUCUUGCAAGAAUCAGAUGAUAAAGAAUUUGUUGAUUUGGUUUUUGAAAUUUUCUCGUCUCUUGUUGUAGAUGACAAUGUGAAGAAAGCACUAGUACAACAGGGAUAUGCUGAACAUCUGGCAAACAUUGUGUCUUCUGCUAAAAAUGUGACUGAUGAUGAGAGUUUGAGGGAAAAAGUGCAAUCUGCUGCUGACAUGAUAGUCAUGCUUCUUACUGAAGAUGACAGCAUGAAAUUGCUGUUUAAUGAUGGUGAUGGUUCUGUCUACAAGAUGUGUGUUUCCUGGCUUUCUUCUGGAGACCAGCAUCUUGAAAUUUCUGGUUGCUUGGCUGUUGGCAACUUUGGUAGAACAGAUGAACACUGUAUAAAACUUGUUCAACAAGGAGUCCAUGUACAACUACUACAGCUACUAGCUCGAACUACCAAAAGAGAGAACAUGGGCAGACAUCAGCAAGCAGUUUUUAGCGCACUGAAGAAUCUUUCUAUGCCAGCGGCUAACAAAGUGAAGCUCGUUGAAAGCGGCUGCUUGGAUGUCAUUCUCCCACUACUCUCGACCCAGUCUCCUUUUGUCCAGUUUAAAGUUCUGGGCACGCUGCGCAUGCUCUUGACUGGUCAAGCUGACGUAGCCAAUAGGAUUGUUAGCAGUAACGAACACCUAAGCACCUUAGUCCGGUGUUGUGAGUCCAGUGGUCACGAGGGCGUUAAAUCUGAGGCUAGCAGGAUGUUGGCAGUGAUUGUUAAAGAGGCCAAGAGUGCAGAAGUCUCACAAAAAUUGAUCACAAGUGGAGGACUAACCCCUAUCGUUGCCAUGGUAUCUUCGGAACACGUGAUUAUGCAGAACGAAGCUUUGAUUGCAUUAGCUGUAAUGUCAUCAACAGUGGGAGAGAACUGCUUCCCCAAGUUUAGGGAGAGUGGUGUCAUUCAAACGUUAAUCAAGAUGAUUAAAACAGAAGGGAUUAAUCCACAGACUUGUUAUAACGCCAUGGCUGUCUUGGAAUCAUUUUCACUAAAAGAAUAUUUCCGGCGGGACUUAGAAGUAGCAGGAUUGAGCAAAGCGCUGGACGAUCUCACAACUAACGAAAAUGAAAAUGUAAAGAAGAGAGCUUUGAUCAUUCUCACUAGAAUCAAGGCGUACAAGUUGGCUCAGCAGGAAUGAGAGACAUUUCGGUGUGUCUUAAAUGACGACUGUACCAAGGGCAUAGCCCAGAGUCUUUAGUUACUGAAAUACAAUUCAAUUCUGUUCACAAAUUAAAGACGAUUUUAAACGAAUUAGGAAUCUAAAUUAGGCGCUCUUUUGUUGUAAGGAAUACUGUCUACUUUGGUAACUUAUUUUUAGGUGUACAUGUUUUGUAAAUUUUUAAUUACGGGAGUUAAAUCAUGAACAAGGCAUGCUUAAGUUAAUUGGUUGCCCCUUUAAGACUUUGCGGUACAGUCAAACCCCGUUGUUCCACUGACAUGCAGAAAGUGUCUUUAUUAACGAGGUUUCCGCAUUACAGAGUUAAUGUUUCUUAGCAAAAAUGUCACUGCUAGCGACUAAAAGCGGUUUCGUAAUAAAGAAAUGUUUGUAAAUUGGG